This is a messenger RNA of Caenorhabditis auriculariae, 895 nucleotides long. The record is from the annotation of a GenBank genome assembly. Lineage: Eukaryota; Metazoa; Nematoda; Chromadorea; Rhabditida; Rhabditidae.
AUGGACGUUGAUCCGUCGCUCGCUCGGUUUCUCCAGCAGCUCCAGGCUGAAACUCAGCGACAGAAGUUCACUGAGCAGGUUUUUCCUCGUGAACUUGUUUAUUUCUCAACGACUUUUGUCAAGGUCCACACUUUGACUGGACGUUGCUGGGACAUUUGCUUCGCCGACUACCGGCCGCCAAGCAAGAUGGACGGAAAGACGCAGAAUUGCAUCCAGGUUUUGUAUUUUUCGCAUUAAGAACCUCUGACAGCUUCGAAGAACCUUUAAGGUAAUGAAAUAUUUUUAAAUGUUCUUAUAUAAAGAUGUAAAAUAGUUUUUCCUGAUGUAAUGCUCAAAGAAGUUUCAGCGAAAUUCAAAAUUAUCUCUGACUCUUCAAAAGUUUAGUUAUUUUUUCGCUCUCUGACGGUUGCUUUGAAUUCUGAAAAAGUCCUUUCAAAACACUUUAUAAGCUCCAUUUUUUUAAAAGUUUCAUGAAAAAAAGCUCCAAAAAAAUUUUUUUAUAAGAGAAAAAAAUGAAGAUUUUUUUAAAAAAAUUCAUCCGGCUUUUUUUAUCAUAUUAAAAAAAUAAUGUAUUUUUUUGAACUUUUUCAGACAUUUUUCUGUUGGAAUAUUAUAUUUCGGUCGUCUUUUAUUUCGUCCAAAUUUUUUUCAAAAAAAUAUCCUUAUAGUGAAAAUUUUUUUGAAAAAAAGCCAUAUAACAAGAGUUUUUAAUAAAUGGGUUUUUUUGUUAAAAAUAUCCUUUCUGAGAUUUUUCCUCGUUUUGAAAGCCUUCAAAUAAUACCGAUAAUGACGUUUUUUGGAAAAUUUUCGAUUUCAGAAUUGCGUGAACCGAAUGAUCGACGCCAGCAACUUCAUGGUCGAGCAUCUUCAGAAAAUGAACUCUGGAUCUGUCUAA